This is a messenger RNA of Ostrea edulis (European flat oyster), 1916 nucleotides long. RefSeq lists its product as uncharacterized. The transcript is spliced from 5 exons. Gene Ontology annotation, cellular component: nucleolus. Gene Ontology annotation, molecular function: DNA binding; RNA binding. The record is from RefSeq and is a predicted model, not a curated record. NCBI's taxonomy places the organism in Eukaryota, Metazoa, Mollusca, Bivalvia, Ostreida, Ostreidae. Gene Ontology annotation, biological process: ribosomal large subunit biogenesis; ribosomal small subunit biogenesis. Bases 269 to 1366 code for a protein of 365 amino acids.
GAGUUGUAACUAGUCAAUAUUGAAUAUAUUGUUGGGAAUCUUGGGGAAACAUUUGUUGUGUCACUCACAUUCUCUUCAGAGAACUCAGAAGUGAACAGGCACCCUGAAUGUAGGAUGGCUAUUAUUUUACACACUGAGCGUGCUUGACUGGGUUGUUCUGGAACCACUUUGAACGCAAUUCCUAUUGUUUCCAGAACAGUGCCUUGGCAGGGGUAGAUAAAUCGCAAGGCCCAGGGCAACCACAUUUUAGAGUUGGGCAGAUUAAAAGAUGAAAUCAAAGAAGAAAGACAAUGUAACUAAUAGAGAGAACAGCAGUACCACAGAGAACACAGGACCAGAUGCCGACUUUGAUUUCUUUAGGAGAGUCCUUGACACCAUUCCACCAGCAUCCUUUUUCUCUGAAGAUGCAAAAGAGAAAUUGCUUCAGGAGAGUGAUGAAAGUGAAUCCGAGUCAGAUGAAGUAGAUGGAGAUAUGAGAAAAAGGAAAAAAGAACAAAAAUAUAAAGGAGAGAAGAAACAGAAAUUAAAUCUUCUUCAAAGUAAAACUGUAUCUCAAAUACAGUUUGAAUCAAAGCCAUCUGAAGAGGAGGAGCCAUAUAGCAAAAUAAAAGAAAAACAAAAGCACAAAGGGAAAAGCAACAAGAAAUCAAAUAAAGGGGAGGGAACUCCAGGCAUCAGCAAGGCAGCAAGGUUAGAUGGUCUCGGACAAAAGCUGCUGGAUAUGCAAAAGCUCAGCAAGGAACGGAAGUUAACAUCCACAGAACUACAGGAAGAGAAAAGGCUUAGAAGAAAACAGAGCAAAUUAAAAGGUCAAGUCCGACGAAAGAAGAAUAAAAACCCAGAAUUGAAAUCUUGUGGUCCAUUGAAUGGUGAUGCUACGGCUGGUUAUAGAUCACCUGAACGUCCUUCUGUGGUGGACAAGGGUGGCAAACUAGUGUUUAGCAAAUUUGACUUCACAAAGAAUGAUGAGAAAGAAAAACCCAAAAACUCUCUUCAUGGGAAAGAUUUUAAAAGACUAUUAGAAAAUAUUGAAAGGCGAAAAACAAAGAUAGAAAACUUGAAAGAAAAAGAUGCGGAAAAAGCAAAGAAACUGGAGCAAAAGAAUGCUUGGCAAAGUGUUAUGCUUCGUGCAGAGGGGGAAAAAGUCAAAGAUGAUCCCGCUUUGUUAAAGAAAGCUCUGAAAAAGAAAGAGAAAAUAAAAGAGAAAAAGAAAGCAAAAUGGGUGGAGAGACAGGACACCAUCAAUAAAAAGAUGGAGAAGAGACAAGAGAAAAGACAGAAAAAUAUCCUGGACCGAAAACAGGUCAAAAAGGAUAAGAAAAUGAAACUGGCCAAAAAGAAGGGCAGGAUGAUUCCCGGGUUUUAGUACUGUAACAGUAACUGUACAUUUACUGCUUUUUUUCUGUGUUUUAUAUAGUGGACACACAGAAAUUGUCACACUGUCUGGUGUUUUUCUGUCCAUCCAUCUGGAUGGAGUCACAUUUUCAUAGUGAUCAUCAGAAGUUUCUUAAAUAUUGUUAUAAUGAGAUAUGACACUUCAUGGAUUUCAAAGUCGCAUCUGCCAAGGCAGUUUUUUAAUCUUGUUAAUAAAAAAUGAAUACAUUUUGAUUAUCACUUUACAUAAGAAAAGCAUUUUUAGGAUUAUAGGUAUAAUUGAUAUGCUAGUUGUUUUGUCUCCAGUGUUGUGAUGUGUACAUGACAUUCAUGUAUAGGUUUCCAGAUUACACAUGUACAGUGAAUACUUGCUUAAUCAUGUGCUGUUUAUAGUCAAAGGUUACUUUGAUUAGUACGUCAGUUCAACUUAAACAGAUUUGUAGACUAAUUCAUAAAGAUAUACAGACAAAAUUGUGAAGUGCAAAUUAAAUUACAUUAAAUGUUUUAUGAUGACAUAUUUCAAUAAACAGUCUCGCAUGUUU